This is a messenger RNA of Nematostella vectensis (starlet sea anemone), 1926 nucleotides long. Its product is annotated as protein CDV3 homolog. The transcript is spliced from 5 exons. Gene Ontology annotation, cellular component: cytoplasm. NCBI's taxonomy places the organism in Eukaryota, Metazoa, Cnidaria, Anthozoa, Actiniaria, Edwardsiidae. The record is from RefSeq and is a predicted model, not a curated record. Bases 126 to 833 code for a protein of 235 amino acids.
UGUCCAGUCCUUUUGCCCGAGGAUUUCGAAAUCCACAUGUAAAAAAAUCUCAAAAAGAUAUAAAACGACUUAUUCUGCCUUCCUUCUGCCCGGCUUAUUGUCCGGUCACUUUGCCUUGCAGAACAAUGUCUGAAGAUAAGUCGCUUGAGGAUUUUUUCGCAAAGAAGAAGGCAAAGAAAGGAAAAAAUAAGUUCACCACAUCCCAAGCAAUCACACAGCAAGUCGGCUCGACCAAGAAGGAAAGCGAAAAAACAAAAGAACAGACCAACAAAAGGUCAUCGUCUUCGAACCAUACCGCUUCCAAAAAGGAAGAAGAAGAUUGGAUUGAUUUUCAACAGCCUGCUGAGAAAGAUUACUCAGGCCUCAGAAUACAGACUCUACAGAUCUCGGAGAAGUCUGAACAGGAAGGGGCAGAAAGCUGUGAACAAGAGGAAAACGAUGAGAAUGGGGAUGGGGGCCAGAGAAAAGACAAAUCAAACAACCCCUGGCAAUCUGGAACAGCACCCACACAAGAUGAGCCUGUGAAUGAGCCUGAGCCAGAAUGUGGUAAAGUGACAGGGGGUGUGUACCGUCCCCCUGCCGCCUAUAGGCCCCCAGGAAUGAGGACUAGAACAGCCAUGAGUGGUGGUGUUAAAGGCAAAGCCCCAGAAAUUGGAAGUGAGAUUGCUUUUCCAUCUUUGCAACAUGCAGCACAAGCUAACAAAAGUAAAGAGCCAGCUGGCAGCAAGAGUUUUGAGCCAGUCAAGCAUGGAUCACGAACAGCAGAAAACCCUGCUGACAGACGUCCAAAACUUGACCUAGAAAACAAGUUUGAUGCUCUAAGAAGGAGUUAAAAGUUACAUGUGACACCAACCAGAAAAUUAAAGGUCCUGGAGAUGAUGACAUGAUAUGCUUACAGACGCACAAUACAAAUUGUGCUUAAAUAAAAGACAUAACAAGACAACAAAGAAACUUGUGAUGAACCAAAUAAAUUUCAAUUAUCACUGUAGCACACCAAAUGUACAAAUCCACCACAAGUUGGCUUUGAUUUUGCUGGAUGUGUACUGUGGUUUUCAACUAAGCACCAGAUUCAGAAGUGUGUGUCUUGUAGUGCUACCUUGUACUGUUUUCCCACCUGUGUCUAUAUGGCUAGCCAAACAAUCAAGCUCUAGUUUAAGCUGCAUUGUCACCAGUUUACUUGCGUUCGAUUAUGUAAUAAUCUCUAAUGAUUUUUAACGGAAAACAUGGAAAAUAUUUCAAAAUUGUAAAAGGAGUGUGUCUAUUGGAAGUCUCUUUGAGGAUGUGACUGAUAAUUUAGAGUGGAUGGCCUGGUUUAUAGGGUGGAUUCUUAUAGAUUCUUUUGUCAAUUGAGGUUUUCGUCAGACCUUCGAGAGUAAACUGCUGUCAAUGCGGCUUUAAUUCCUCUUUAUUGCCUCUUUAAAUAACACAACUAAUUUUGUAUCAAACCUUUGAGGUCCUAGUGUUAAGUGGUGUGAGCAAAAAAAAAUACUUAUCCCAAUUGUAGGCAGAAUCACCAAAAAAGACUUCUCUGGCUAGUAGGGAUUUUAAAAAAAAAUCCAUAGUAUUCUCUGCUUGAUAUUUUUAUCAGGGGCCUAACCAGGGGAGUGGCACAGGGUUCCUGGGCCCCCCCACCCUUUUAGCAGCCAAAAAUACAGUAAAUGUAUGAGACAUUAUCUGAAAUACAGGAGAAAAUGCCUUGAAAGGACCAUUUGGGCCCCCUCCAUUUAAAAAUCCUGGCUACGCCGCUGUGUAAGUCUUGUAAAGGACAUAAUACAAAAAUGUUUGUGUAAGAUAUUGUACAUUGUACCUUGAAACCAUAGCUUUGCUUAAAAUAAAAUGUAUUGCCCAGAAAGAUGAAAUAAAAUAUGUUAAGUAAUGCUGUAAUGUAAACUACAGCUAAAAUAAAACAUCAAUUGACUUGAAAAA